This is a messenger RNA of Talaromyces amestolkiae, 2460 nucleotides long. RefSeq lists its product as uncharacterized. Lineage: Eukaryota; Fungi; Ascomycota; Eurotiomycetes; Eurotiales; Trichocomaceae. The record is from RefSeq and is a predicted model, not a curated record. The coding region runs from base 1 to 2460 and encodes 819 amino acids. The transcript is spliced from 4 exons.
AUGCUUGACUUGCUUGGACUAAAAAGUCUUGCAGCUCGGCUAGACUCAAUCGACAGCACGAUCCUCAGUCUUGUCGGACAGAUUCCCACUCCUCAAAGAAGUUCCUCGGAUGCGUCAAAUCCGCGAUUGAGGUCGGAGAGCUCGCCGUCGACCCCAGAAGCUCUGUGUAACGAUGCAGAUGAUAUAGACUUGAUUUUCUCGAGCGCCUUAGACGGGCAGGACUAUUGGAGUCGCCAUGCUGAGCUCCACAAAUCUGGACCGGAACAAGAACCCCAGACGAUAUCGGGAACUUCUAUUGGCAAUCGUGCCCUCCUCGAGAAAGUGCGACAGGCGGUCCAUAACCUUUUACAGGGCAAUCGAUCCCGCAAACCAUCGCCGGACUCGACGUCUGGUGAUACUAACAAUGUCUCAACCUGCCCAAUGUUAUCAAAUGCUCCUCCAUCGGCCCUUUCCGAAUUGAAGACAAUAUACGACACGUUCCCCACCUUUGAUGAUGCGAGCGCAGUGAGUCUGCUUCCUGGCGGGCAAUUUGUGUCCCUACCACCGCAAUCAAUCCUUGACACAUCCUUGCAAUUGUUCCUCGACAAAUUUAACGCCGUGACGCCCAUCUUUAACGAGUCGCGCUUACGCGAAGCAAUCAAGGAGCAGUAUAGUUCCGGUCCGGACUCCAAAACCGAUGAGGCAUAUAAUUUGUGUUUCAACAAUAUUAUCGUGCUAUCUUCGGGAUUACGGGCUCGAUUGGCUCGACUGGAUAAAUCGUAUUCCAAGGGAAUGAAUGAGGAAUUACUCCCUGCUUUCCUGGCUAAUUCAUUCAGGGCGUUGCAACAUUUGAAGUUCUUCCUUCAACCCCGUCAUGUCAAUUUACAAGCCUUAGCUACUUUGGCAUUGGUCGCCCGAGAAUAUCACGAAAGCUGCGUCUUUGACAUGAUCUGCCAUAUGGCCUGUGAUCUUUUUAAGGCCAUGGAUUCUGAACAAUCCCCGAUGUCAAAAGUAGAUCACCCUAACUUUGAAGAGUGGAGGACACUGUAUUGGACGCUUUUCGUCAUGGACAAACAACGUACCAGCGUCAAUGGCCUGCCUUUCGAUCUUUACUUUUACCACUCGGACCUGCCCUUGGCUCCUGAGGGUGGAACAAUCAGUCUGGGCCAGCAAAGUUGGAUGAUGCAUAUAUAUAUUACCACCAUCUGGGAGGAAACAUACAUAUCUCUCUAUUCAGCGCGGGCGGCGCGUAAGGGUUCUUCGUAUCGUGAGAGCCAAAUUGCGCGGCUUGACAAGUUGGCUCAAAAAUGGCAUUCACGCACCUUGCAACUCUUUCCUGCGAAUUUAACCGAUCAUGAUAGCGACAGUAGCAAUGUCAAUCGACUCGUUGAGGAUAAUUGGCAAAUUGAGCUGGAAUACGCUUAUCACAUUGCCCAGGUGUUGAUUCACAGCCGGUCGGAUACGGCCAACAGCAAAGAAAUUGAAUUGGAAAAUGCUAGGGCUGCAUUGAAGAUCAUCAACAGAGUGGUCAAUCAAACACCAACAGAAGGUUCAUUGGCUUUACUGUGCAGGAUACUCCGCAGUUACCCUCUGAUUGCCGGUCAUUCAAUUUGCAUGCGAUUCUUCGAGAACCCGAGUAUCCAUAUGCUUGAAGAUUUAGAUCUUAUGGAGGGUGUACGCGAUGCCUAUAAGAUUCUGGUUGACCCGAAUAUCACAAUUUGCAGCACUGGUAAAACAUUUAUGGGUAUCUCAUGGUGUUUGGAAAUUGCAAAAGCCUGUCGGAGAAUUCUCUUCGAAGUAUCAGCUACCCCUCCCUCAUCCGAACUACAUCAUCCGGGUUUAUCACGGAAAAGGUUCUCAGAAGGUUUGCCUUCAUCCUCGCUACCCAAUCAGUCACUUCCGAAGAAAAUGAAGCUAUCAUUGGUAGACAGUGGUCAAGCGGAUUAUUCAAAUCUGUCUGACUUUCCGGUUGAGAAGGAUUAUUCAACGGGCCUACAAGAUAGGAACAAUUCUGGUGCAAUAUCAACUACCGAAGACUUGAACAACCUAGGUCAUCAUCCUUAUAUCAUAAAUCAGCAGCCGCAGCAGCAACGACAACAACAACGACUACACCAUCAGCACAAUGAACCCCCCGGGCUCUCCAGCGCAUCGAAUAUUCAGUCUGGAAGUAGCAGCACUGAAGAGCUCUCCCUAGUCACUGAUUCCAUUCCCGCUUUGUCCUUAGGCACAGCAGCAACGCCAAACUAUCCUAUAACGCAAUUCCCAACAACUACAGGAGCGACAAUAGCAGCAACCACUCCCAUGAUGUUCUACACUUACUCAGACGACCCUCCGGCAGAUCUAUGCAACACAAAUUCCAUCACCAACUUUCUCGACUGCGACAAUUUCCUGCAGCACGAAGACCAUGAUAUACCAAAUCAUUAUAUGUCUGAUGAUAUUUCGAACUGGUUAUUACAAAUUGCUCAGAAAGAAGUACGCUAG